Anopheles maculipalpis is the source of this 1629-nucleotide messenger RNA. Its product is annotated as solute carrier family 35 member C2. The transcript is spliced from 5 exons. Gene Ontology annotation, cellular component: Golgi apparatus; cis-Golgi network; endoplasmic reticulum-Golgi intermediate compartment. The record is from RefSeq and is a predicted model, not a curated record. Gene Ontology annotation, biological process: UDP-glucose transmembrane transport. Bases 1 to 1566 code for a protein of 521 amino acids. Lineage: Eukaryota; Metazoa; Arthropoda; Insecta; Diptera; Culicidae. Gene Ontology annotation, molecular function: antiporter activity.
AUGGUCAACAUCAAGUAUGAACGAGUAAAGCAAACGAUCGAUCAGGAAGGUAUCCCGGAGGAAGAAAUUGAGCUUGAAACAAACCGGCGAGGAAGUUCCGAACAUCGGCAACAGGAUGCCUUGCAGUACCACCAAAGUAACAAUCAUCACUCCAGCUACGGACACCGCCCGAGUCAGUACAUCGUCGCAACGGCACCCGGUGGCAGUAAGCCCUACGGCGAUGGUGAUGUACGCACCAAAACGAAAAGCGGAUUCACCAACCGGAUCGUCCUAACCCUCGUGCUGAUCGUAUGCUACUUUUCACUUUCGAUCGGACUUACCUUCUAUCAGCGGCAUCUGUUGCAACACUUUAAGCUACCACUGUUUGUGGUACUGUACCAUUUGGUGAUUAAACUGAUGCUGUCGGCCGUCGUCCGGGCUGUGUUGCGGUGCGUAACGCGGAAACCACGCAUCCUGCUCGAUUGGCGAACGUCCGUGCGGAAAAUUCUGCCCACUGGGUUGGCCAGCGGGAUCGAUAUUAGCUUCUCCAACUGGGGUCUUGAGCUGGUGAAAAUAUCACUGUACACUAUGACCAAAUCGACAACCAUCGUCUUCAUAUUGAUAUUUGCCAUACUGCUGAAGCUUGAGAAGAAGAGUUGGUCUCUGGCGGCGAUCGUCGUUAUGAUCUCGGGCGGUCUCUUCAUGUUCACGUACAAGUCGACCCAGUUUGAUGCGCUCGGAUUCUCCUUCCUGCUGUUUGCAUCCCUCUCGAGCGGUAUCCGCUGGACGUUUGCUCAACUCAUCAUGCAAAAGUCGAAGCUCGGUCUGCACAAUCCGAUCGAUAUGAUAUUUCACAUGCAACCGUGGAUGAUACUGUCUGUACUGCCGUUUACGAUUGGAUUUGAAGGACGUAAGCUAGUGGAAGGGUUCCAGAUGGUACAGCAGCUGCCAUCGAGCAUUGUGGUCGAUAUGUGGUUAAAAAUUUCUAUCGGUGCGUUCAUCGCGUUCGCCAUGGAGGUGAGCGAAUUUAUGGUGCUCACCAACACCUCUAGUCUUACGCUGUCGGUAGCGGGCAUAUUUAAGGAAAUUUGUCAACUGGUACUUGCUGUCGAGCUGAACGACGAGCAUCUCAGCACCGUAAACGUGCUUGGGUUGGUCAUGUGUCUGGGCGGCAUCUGUUGCCACGUGGUCCACAAAUUCCUAACGUACCGCGACGAAUCGUCCAAAUCUUCGUUAUCGUCGCUGGAUAAGUCUGCCGGUGGCUACAUCGAGGAUCACGACGAUGAGGACGACGAUAUGCACCAGUCCGGUGCGUUGGGCAGCAGUAAAAAUGGUGUACUAAAGUUCGGUAACGGUGGCACCAGUAGUGGCGGUGGUGGUAUCGGCGGAGUAGGCACUGGCGGUAGUGCUGGAGCUCGAUACAAAGGUGGCCAGUACAGGCCGCUGCUAGUCAAUGAUACGCGCGAUGCGGACGAUUCGGACCAUCUGGUGGUGGAAAACCGGAACUACCUGUCGGACGAUAGUGAGCAGGAGGAAAAUGGUACGCAGGACGUACUGUUCGACAUACUUAAACGCCGCGAGCGAUAGUCAUUCCAGGCGGUCAAGGGUGUGCUCCCUUUUCUCGACCCUUUACGUUAAACAGGCCACAGA